GCGGGGUGCGGGAUGCGGGGGGGCCGGGCUGCAGCUCCCGCCCGCCGCAGCGCCGGGAAUCGGCCGCGGGAUCGGGAGGCUCCGCGCCGGCAGCGCCCGGGGGAUGCUCCGGCUCCUCGCCGCAGGGCACCGCACCCCGGAGGGAGGAGGGUCCGGAUCCUCCUGGUCAUCUGACUCAGGUCAAGCAAGACUUUCCGUUGCCAAGAGCCGGCGGAUCCCACCGGAGCAUCUCCCCUCGCCGGCUGCUGCCCCCCGGGAGGGAGGCGGGAGGAUCCUGCAAUCCCUGGAAGGCUGAGAGGCUGGCCCCCCAUGGAUCACCUCCCGGCAUGAGCACCGACGCCGAGCAGCUCCUGGCGGGGGCCCGGGCGGCCGCCGUGCCCCUCUGGACCGUAUCCAGCUGGGCCGGCUCCGAGAUGCCCCCCAACAGCAGCGCAGCGGCGGGAGAGGCCGGGCGGCGGCAGGGCCCAGCGGAGCAGGGAGGGACGGCGGGCGAGAUCGCGGGCAUGGUGGUGAUCCAGUGCAUCUACGCCCUGGUGUGCCUGCUGGGGCUGCUGGGCAACUCCCUGGUCAUCUUCGUCAUCCUGCGCUACGCCAAGAUGAAGACGGCCACCAACAUCUACCUGCUCAACCUGGCCAUCGCCGACGAGCUCUUCAUGCUCAGCAUCCCCUUCGUGGCCACCUCGGCCGCGCUGCACCACUGGCCCUUCGGCCGGGCGCUGUGCCGCACCGUGCUGGGCGUGGACGGGCUCAACAUGUUCACCAGCGUCUUCUGCCUGACGGUGCUCAGCCUGGACCGCUACAUCGCCGUGGUGCACCCGCUGCGCGCGGCCACCUACCGCCGCCCCAGGGUGGCCAAGAUGGUCAACGGCGGCGUGUGGCUCCUCUCCCUGCUCGUGGCCUCGCCCAUCCCCGUCUUCGCCGGGACAGCGGCCACGCACGACGGCCAGGCCGUGGCCUGCAACCUGCUGUGGCCCAGCCCGGCCUGGUCGGCCGCUUUCGUGGUGUACACCACCCUGCUGGGGUUCCUGCUGCCCGUGUCGGCCAUGGGGCUGUGCUACCUGCUCAUCGUGGGCAAGAUGCGGGCGGUGGCGCAGCGGGUGGGCUGGGAGCAGCGCCGGCGCUCCGAGGGCAAGCUCACGCGCCUGGUGCUCAUGGUGGUGGCCGUGUUCGUGGUGUGCUGGAUGCCCUUCUACGUGGUGCAGCUGGUCAACCUCCUGCUGCCCGGCCGCCUGGACGCCACGGUCAACAACGCCUCCCUCAUCCUCAGCUACUCCAACAGCUGCGCCAACCCCAUCCUGUACGGGUUCCUCUCCGAGAAUUUCCGGCACUCCUUCCACGGCGUGCUGCGGCGCUGCCUGGACGCCAGCCUGUGCUGCUGCCACGCCGAGGACAGGGACGGCGACGAGGACGAGGAGGAGGAAGAGCCCCUCGACUACUGCGCCAUCCCCCGGGGGGACGACAAGGGGAAGGGCUGCGUGUGUCCCCCCCUGCCCUGCCAGCAGGACCCCCUGCACCCCCAGCCCUGCUGCAAGCCCGGGCCCCUCCUCACAAAGACCACCACCUUCUAGGGGCCCCCACGCCGUGCCGGCCCCGGGGAUGGAAGGGGAUCCCGGAGGGAGAGGGGAUGGAUGCCGUGCCCGUCCCGCCGGCCCCACCCGUGCUGUGCAGUUCCCAAAAUAAAAAGCCAUAAGACUGGCCUGGGAUACCGUGAAUUCCAUCGACCGAGUCAUUAUUGCCGCUCCCUUCGGCACCCAGGAGCCUUGGCUGGGAUCAGGGAUGGGGAGGAUCCCCAAAUGCCAUUGGGGUUUAUUAACCUGCCCCUCCAGAUCAAUAAAAAACACGGUCCUGUUCCUUCCCAAGACAUGCCCUGAGAAACAGGGGAAAGUCCCCAAGCCCAUCAGCCCCUCCACGUCUAUAGCCGAGUGAGGUCCCACCAACAGUCACUCCCACUGCCCCUCAGACUCCCAGGAUUUUAGCAUGCAUGGGACCAAACUGUAUUUCAUGUGCCAAAUCUCGGGUAAACUUGAGAACCCCCAGGAACUCGAGGUGAGGAACAGCACAGGGGUGACACCGGCUGGGCAGCAUCGAGGUCGCAUUAAAUGAGCCAUUUCCAGCUUAUUGGGUUUAUUUGGGGUUUAACUUUGUCCUUUUAAUUAUUGUUCUUGUACAUUAUUUACGGUUCAUUCCUUCUAUUUUAAUCCCACUGGGGAAAUAACCGGUCGGGCACGUUUUCAGCCCUGAAUGCUCUUGGGUUCUUUUUGGUGGUUCCGGGAGCUCGGUGAGGAAAACCAGUCAUUUUUUGGGAAGGGGAGAAAGAACAUUUCCUCAGCAGCUUUCUAUAAACCAGACUGUAAAAGCUU
Molecule: messenger RNA, 2360 nt
Organism: Myiozetetes cayanensis
Lineage: Eukaryota; Metazoa; Chordata; Aves; Passeriformes; Tyrannidae
Gene: SSTR4
Product: somatostatin receptor 4
Exons: 3
Coding region: 327-1568 (413 amino acids)
Biological process (GO): cellular response to glucocorticoid stimulus; neuropeptide signaling pathway
Cellular component (GO): membrane; neuron projection
Molecular function (GO): neuropeptide binding; somatostatin receptor activity
Source: RefSeq, a predicted model, not a curated record